This is a messenger RNA of Ogataea haglerorum, 1848 nucleotides long. RefSeq lists its product as uncharacterized. Bases 1 to 1848 code for a protein of 615 amino acids. The transcript has 2 exons. Lineage: Eukaryota; Fungi; Ascomycota; Pichiomycetes; Pichiales; Pichiaceae. Gene Ontology annotation, biological process: transmembrane transport; nitrite transport. Gene Ontology annotation, molecular function: high-affinity secondary active nitrite transmembrane transporter activity. Gene Ontology annotation, cellular component: membrane. The record is from RefSeq and is a predicted model, not a curated record.
AUGCCCGAAGAAGUGCUGCCCUACCACAAAGAAGAGAAGAGACUGGCGGCAUCUGAGUAUGAGAAAUACGACCCUAUACGCGAGCGUUUCAGCUACGUGAUCGUCCUCCAGGUGUUUCUGCUGUACCUAAUUUACCUCUACUACGAUCACAUCAACGAGUACCAUCCGCUAUUAGCCGGGGCUCUUCUGGGAGCACAAACGUCAUGUCUGGCACAGUCGUUGAACCAGUUUUACCAGCGCACAAUCAGCAUAUCUAAGCAUAUCAAAUUCUACGUCUACGGAAUUUUCAACGGAGCAGCUACCACUUUAUGGAUCAAAUUUCUGGUGUCUCAGGUGGACACCAAACUUAUGAGAUUUGUGUACGACCAAACAUUUGCUAUUUCGUUUAUACUCCGAAAUUAUCCCGCACAACAGCUGAUGGCAGAUGACACAUACUAUCUAACUGUUCACGAGGCCGCCCUGGCUGUAGUUGCCACAGCCAUGAAGAAGUCCAGACUGAAGCCGCACAUCCUGGUAAUCAACUCGAUCAUCGGCGCUAUUCUCUUUUCCGCCGGAGGAAUGCUGGACCUGAUGGUGCAGGCACUGAAUCCAGGGCUCGUUGAUCAUGGGUUUGUCGGGGUGGUCAGUUUGUUGCAGGGAAGCGUUUACUCGAUCGGUCUAUUUUUUGUCAUUUCCAUGGGUAUGGAGCUGUUCAACUCUAACGUGCUAUUUUUCUCUGUUGGGGUGAUGCGAGGUGCAGUGUCGGUGGUGGACCUGCUCACGAGUUGGUUCGUUUCGCUCUGGGUCAACUUGGGUGCCACUAUUUUCGUGGUGUAUUUAUUUUGCCAUGUUUCUGGUAUCACUUCCUCAGGAACCUACGUAUCAGGCUCCCGUGCAAUAGCAGAAGACAAAGAGUCCUUCUCUUUCAUGCAGACGUUCUUGAAAGGUGUUGCUGGGAACUUCUUUGUGUGUCUCGCUGUCUACUUGCAAAUAAUGGUGAAACCGCUGCACGUCAAGCUCAUAAUGAUAUACCUUCCGGUUUUCACAUUUGUGUCUAUGGGGUUCACCCAUUGCGUGGCGGACAUGUUUCUGAUUCCUGCUGGGCUUUUCAACAAGUGCUCGUUUGGGUGGGGCCGGUACUUCUGGAAGCUGCUUCUUCCUGCUACGCUGGGGAAUAUGGUCGGCGGGUCGUUUUUUGGAGUGGUUAUUCCGUGGUAUUUGCAUCUCGUGGUGAUCGAACAGGACAUGAAACAACUGCAUCUUCCAGACUACGAGGAGCGCGACGAGCAGCCGGAGCUGAACAUGGACUCCAGGGUGGUCCGCACUCCUGGCCACUCGACCGUCGCCUCGCUCAACAGUACUAUCAAUUACAACCCGCCAGAGGUGCAACCGUAUGCUCCGUCCACCGCAGAACGGUCGCCUAGCGGAGUGUUCCCUGUUUAUGACAUGGGGGAGCCCUUGGAGCGCGAACGGAGCAUAGCACAAGCAACUGAGGACGGCACAAACCUCAGACUGUCGCUGACCCGCGGCAGCUGGCGUCGUCGAGCUACACGGACAGACGCAGAGGCACAGCCCGAUUCCGCUUCCAGGAGCCAGGAAACUAUCAAAGACCGGAUUGUCCGCCAUCUGAGCAGGAACUCAAGCAGGGACGACAUGGACGCAAUGCGCAAACGGCUGUCUGCUGCGGGAAUCACCGCAAAAAUCGCCAGCCACUCUAACGAUAUUGCAGGUAUCCACCAGAACUCCAUAGACGUGUCCUACCCAGGCCCCACAGAGCCGAGGUUGAGGAGAGUGCCCACGGGGUCAGUCGAUCCUGCAGACUCGUCUGGGGACAGUUCCAGCACCGACGAGAAAAGGGACGCAAACUGA